UUUUAGGAGUUUCUGAGGAAGAUCCCUUUGAUUUAAUCAAUGCUCAUUAUAAAUUACUGAGUUUAAAAUGGCACUCUGAUAAAAAUCGAGAUGGUGGAAGAGAAGUGUUUGUGAUGAUCAAGGAGAGUUUUGAAAAAAUAAAAAAAGAAGAUGAAAUCAAAGAUGAACCAAACUCUCGACAAUUUGCCCAAGAAUUAGUUUCUAUUCUUCAAGAAGAAUUAGUUUUAAAUAAUCUAAGCGAGGAAGAACUAAAAGAUUUUAAUAGAACAAUCUUUCAAGAUAUGGAGGUGGAUUUUUUUGAUGAAAAUGGUUGUUUAUUAAGUCUUGAAAAGUUAGUUGAUAUAUUUUAUCUUCCAGAAGAAAAGACAACUGUUAUCCAAUUUCUCCAAAACAGAAUAACUGGUUUAAAAAAACAAAACAAAGAAUUAGAUAGAGUAAAAAUAGAAAUCGAAGAAUAUGAAAAAGAAAGGACUGCCUUAGAACAAGAAGUCGAAAGAUUAGAGGAACUGAAAGAAGGAUUAAAAAAAAUAGUAUAUGAAUUGGAUUCUUCCGAAUUAUUCGGAAAUAAGGAAUUUGAAGAAUAUAACAGAAUUUGCGAUAGUUUAGAUAAAAUCGAAAAGGAGGAAAAAAUAGCAAAAGUAACUGAAAAAAUAGGAAAAGCGAGUUCGAAGCAAACAAAGUUAAUUACAGAGGAAGGCAAAAGGCAAGAACAUAAUUUACAAACCGCUUUCCAAAAUUCGCUUGUUAGUAAAGGCGAAGAAAUAAUAAACAAAAGACUUGAAGAGGUUGAAAAAGAUCAAGCCAAAAAUUAUUUUGCUUUCUCCGAGAAUGCCCGAUUAGUAAAAGAUAAAAUAACUUUCCUUACUGAAGAAAUCGAAACUCUUUUAAAACCCAAAAAAAAGACCAACGCAGGUGAAGAAAUAGAAGAAGAACAAUUAUCUCCAGCCGAAAUUGAAUAUAAUCAGAGUGAACGCC
Funneliformis geosporum is the source of this 975-nucleotide messenger RNA. The record is from the annotation of a GenBank genome assembly. Lineage: Eukaryota; Fungi; Glomeromycota; Glomeromycetes; Glomerales; Glomeraceae.